AUGGAGGAUAGUAAUAUCCUUGGUGAGGACCUGCCGCUCCCACCGACUCGGCUCUUUGAAAGACUGGCGCAGCUGCCUGGAUAUACGUGGGAUCAGACUAUCGAGCCAUUUCAUUCGACAUACAGCCAUUGGCACGUUUACGGUCUCCGGCACUCUCUGGAAUCUGAUGUCUCUACACCUGCCGCGACUUCGUCUGGGCCAUCUAGCUUGGCGCGCAACUCCCCACGAGCCGAGUCCCGCCCCCCUUUUCGUCAUCACUGGAGAAGUAGCUUGAGCGAAUCUAGCAGUGAAAUUUCACUGUCGCGUGCCGAUCACGAGCCAAUAUGGACUCCAGUCAUCGCCCGGGUUUCGUCCCACGUUGUGAGACUCGAGCGUGAGUUUCAUAUGCAAAGGUCUAUAGUUCAAACGUCAGAUCCGGAUUGUAACCACACGAUACGGCCGAUUGAUCUUAUACGACUUCCUCGAGAUUCCGGUGAUGCGGGUCCUCUUUUGGUGGCUAUCUUUGAAUCACCCGGCCCCAACAUGUUACGGGAGCUAGUCGCAUUUGGACCCGCCUGGUUUGCUGUUGGCACCAAAGGCGAUAGCAGUGAACCUACUCCCGGAGAGCAAGUUUCGCUUUCCGUUUUCCUUGAUUUUGCAGUCGGCGCAUGCGAUUGCCUCGAACUCCUACACUACGGACUCAAAACGGUUCAUGGUGAAAUCCGCGGGGAUGCUUUUCAUUUCAAUGGUGAAACUGGCUCAGUAAAACUUAUUAAUACUGGAAACGGCGCUCGAUCUUUUGAUAACAUUCUCAGUGAAGGCUGGUCGACGACUGCUAGAGAGCUUGGUGUUAAGAACAAAUUGCAGUUCAUUGCACCGGAGCAGACAGGGAGAAUGCCGACCGAGCCGGAUAGUCGAACGGAUAUCUACGCGCUAGGCGUGCUUUUCUGGACUAUGUUAGUUGGGAAGCCAGCGUUCACUGGAAGCGAUCCGGUUGAAGUUGUUCAGAACGUACUGGGGAAGAAGCUACCACCCGUUUCGGCGAAAAGAAUGGAUGUUCCAGACGCUGUGUCAGCCGUGAUCCAGAAGAUGACCCAGAAAGCGGUGAAUGAGCGUUAUCAUACCAUUUCCUCCGUGAAGAGAGAUCUGGCGCAAAUCUCUAAAUUGCUCGGUGAUGGUGAUAGCGAGGCCUUGAAAGAUUUUCAAAUUGCUCAACGUGACGUAUCGUCAUUCUUUACUCUACCAUCUCGCAUGUUCGGCCGGAAGGAGGAGUAUAGAAGACUUAUAGAGGUGGUUGAGAAAGUCUACCGGCGCCAGCAGUCCGCCUAUGCCAGAGCUACCGCUCAGAGUUCUAGCGGACUUGGCUCUAAUUCCUCUAUCUCGGAUGGCCGCGUUGACAGCUUCGAGAUUGCCUCUGGUUCGAGUGACUCAGGUUCUUUUCAUGUCCCUCCUAAGACAAACUCAAAUGGCGGCCCUUCCAACCUCGGGCGUGUCUCCACACACGAAUCCAUCCAUAGCACGGAGUCAUCACUUUCGACUCCGAAGCCGGGCUAUGUUUCAAGCAAGGCAAAGAGUCCGGUCGAAUCUCGUGCUUCCUGGGAUAACACGGACCGAGAUGGCUAUCUUUCGACGGGAGCAAACACGCAGAGCCAUGCAGACUCUCUUGGAGUCAGUAGGCCCAAGGCUGCUCACAAGCUCCGCCGUAGUGGAAAAUGCGAGGUCAUCACCAUUAGCGGUGCUGCCGGGAUAGGAAAAACGGAUCUUCUCAAUCGUGUUCAGCCAGCGAUUCGUAAAUUUGGCUAUAUCGGCAUUGCUCGCCUGGAUCGGUCGAGAAGGGUCCCUUUUGAGCCCUUCGCGAAAAUCUUGGCUAGCCUCCUCCGACAAAUAUUUUCCGAGCGUGAUGUGACGACGGACUAUCAUAAUAACAUCCGUACGGCAUUGCGGCCAAUGUGGUGUACGCUACAUCGAGUUUUGGAACUGCCUGAGCAAUUAAUGUCAUCCGGAGGAAGUGAACGAGAAAUAUCGCCCAAGCUCUCGGCUGCUCAGCACAUAUUUAAAGAUGUCUCGACUAAGGGGGAACCUUCAAAGCGUAUUGCACUUCCCCGUCUUGACCAUGGCCAGAGCUCGGUCGACUUUUUCUUAUCCAAUGCGGCGCUGAAAAAUAUGCGAUUAAUGGAAACAUUCCUGGAGAUCCUUAAAACGUUGUCCCAGUUCAAGUUGAUUUGUGUAUGCGUGGAUGAUUUGCAUUAUGCGGAUGAUGAGACCCUCGACUUGAUCAUGAAUAUCGUGAAAGCAAAGAUACCAUGCGUGCUCGUACUCACAAGUCGUAAGGCCGAACUGGAGUCGGACGCCAUAAAAUCGCUUUUUGAGGCGGAGAAUCCCAGCGUAACAAGAAUCGCGCUGAAUCCACUUGGAGAAGAUGAAGUUAUGCAGAUUGUAGCAGCUACAAUGCACCAGGAUCCUAACCCGAUGUUAACGCCUCUUGCAGCUGUCAUCCAGGAAAAGAGCGUAGGAAAUCCAUUCUACGUACGAAUGAUGCUGGAGAUCUGCUAUAGCAAGAACUGUAUAUGGUAUUCCUGGAAAAACUCAGUGUGGGAGUUCGACCUUGAUCGUAUCUUCACCGAGUUCGUGGCUCCUAGGUACGGGGAAGGGCUCGGGCUUGGAUUUAUUGCAAGACGUCUUCAGGAGACACCGCCGGCAGCUCGGUCCUUAAUGGUCUGGGGCACGCUAUUGGGAAGUCCAUUUGCGUUCUCUUUGGUACAGAAGCUUCUUACGAGCGAGUUUCUGUACUCAAGCGAUGAUGAUGAGGCGGUAGACCUUACUUGUCCCCAGAACGCAAACCUUAUCAGGCAGUCGGAGGCCGACAUUGUUGUUGGCCUGCAGUAUCUUGUCCAAGCAAAUCUUAUUAUCCCAGGGAAGACCGAUGAUGAAUUCAGGUUUGCCAAUGAUAGAAUAGCUCAAGCCGCUGCAUCGUUGACGGAGGGUCGCAAUGUAGAGAAGAUGCAUUUUAUCAUUUCACAGGCUAUCAUGAAAUACUAUCAUGAUGGUCGCAGUCGCUAUGCGAUGGCUCGCCAUGUGGCUCUUGCGUCUCGGAUAAUUAAGAAUCGAGUCGUUCAGAGACUUGAUUACCGGAAAAUACUGUGGGAUGCUGCACAAACUGCUGCGCAGUCAGGCGCACGACCAACCGCGCUCUGGUAUUUUCGUCAUUGCAUAGCCCUUCUUCAAGAAAACCCGUGGGAUGAUAACAAUACCGAUGUUUAUUAUGACGAGACAUUACGCCUGCAUAUUGCAACAGCUGAGAUGUCAUGGUCUCAGGGCCAUAACUCAGAGGCGCUGGACUUACUGGACAAAGUCUUUAUCCAUGGAAAGAGUGCGGUGUGCAAAUCAAGGGCUUGGAUUGUGAAAGCCAAGAUCUAUGCUCAAAUGGGAAAUCAUCUUCGUUCGAUGGACUCGCUACUCACUUGUUUGGAUGAGCUUGGCGUCCACCUCCGGGAAUCUACAACUUACGAAGAGUGCGACGCCGCUUACAGAAAUCUUAGAAGAUAUCUAGAAAGAGGGGACUUGGAAGCCGUCGUUCGUAAACCAGUGAGCAAGGACAUCAACAUGAUCACUAUUGGGGCUGUUAUGGCCGAGGCAAUGGCUGUGACGUAUUGGGAUGAUCCGUUGACAUUUUAUCGAAUGGCAAUCGAGAUGAUGAACCUUCAUAUCUUCAAGGGUGGUUUUGUUCAGAUUUCAAUUGGUUGUUCCCACCUUGCUAUGAUCUCCUUCAGCCGUUUUCGAGACUUAGACCUUGCGGUGAAGCUGAGCGACCAUGCACUUACGCUUCUAGAGCGCUGCCCUGAGCCUUGGACCCAAAGCAGGGGAUCAAUUGUCCACAAUCUUUAUGUCAGUCAUCUACGAAUCCAGCUUUCCUCAACGCUCCCGGCUCUUGAAGCUUCUGUCGAGGCUUCGUUCUCCAUGGGGGACCCGUACAUAACAUUAAUCAGUCUCUCAUCGAUGGCGAUGACAAGGCUUUUCCUUGGUCAUGACAUGACUCAUUUGGAAAGUUUUUGCAACGAUAGUCCCGAAGAUAUUCCAGAAUGGGUGAACGAUACUCGUGGCGGUGCGAGUCUUCUUGCCGUGCGACAAGUCGCACGUGCAUUGCAGGGGAAGACUGGUUAUCGAAAUGCUGACACUAUUAUGGCUGAUGAACACCAUAGUACUAGCGAGUACAUUGCUUUCUUGGAUAACAAUGCUAGUAACGCUGACCGUCCUCGCGACAUAUAUUGGGGACUGGCUAUGAUUCCAUUGUUUGUCUAUGGACAUCACUCAAAAGCCAUACAACUAGGUGUGCAAAUGAUGGAUACGAUGCCCAGACUAUGGUCUGCCCGUGUUUCAUAUGUGGUGUAUUUCUAUUUGGCUCUUUCUCUUCUCACGUUGCAUAACGAUUAUCCUGCUGGCGGAUAUCUCGAUGGAAACAUGAAGACCGUCUUAAAGUACAAAGCUGAAGUUGAUUUUGCACGGAGCGCUUGCGAUGCGAAUUACGGAAUGUGGUCGUUGAUACUAGAGGCGCUGGUUUUCGAGGUUCGAAAUGAUCACAGCUCAGCGAUUCGAGCUUUUGAGGCUGCGAUUGAUCACUGCCAAAUCCAUGGAUGGCCCUUGGAAGAGGCUCUUGCUCUUGAAUUGCAUGGCGACUUUUUAAUACGACGUGGAGCUAAAAGGGCAGCACGCUCCGUUAUGCAGGAUGCUAUCGCCGCAUGGGCAGCGAUUAGUGCUGUUGGAAAGGCUGCGCAACUAACAGAGAAGCAUGAAUGGCUCCUCAAAACAGCCACAUCUACAAGAAGUGUCGAUGUUGGCUGCCAAACUGUUGAUUCGCUCCUUGGAAUCAAUCGCAGCGCAGAACCAGAGGAUAUUGGUGUAUCUCAACAUAUGGAGGAAGAGGACCGACAGCACCGAUGGAUAGAGCAGAACGGCGUGACUACAGGCGAACGCUCGCUUGAUAUCUCAGGUGUUGGGCUUGACAUCAUCGAUUUGUCAAGCAUUCUCGAGUCUAGUCAAGUGAUGUCGUCUGAACUCCAGAUAGACAAGCUCCUGACAAAGAUGAUCGAGAUCGUUUUAGAAUCUUGUAACGGAUCAGAUUUUGCGGUAAUCGCAACCAAUUUUGAUGAUAACUUCACAGUUGCUGCGGCUGGAGACCUCGAAAAAGGGCAAAGAUCUUAUGUCGACGGCCUUCCUUUUUCGGAGGUCGAGGAUAAAAUGGCUCAACAGAUUUCGCACUAUGUCAUGCGCACUCGGGAAGAAGUUCUCGUCCACAACGUUCUUGAAGAUGAGCGAUUUUCCAAUGUCUUGGAGGCCUAUCAGAGCAGGUAUCCGCUUGGUAGGUCUGUGAUUGCAUUACCGAUAAUGCAAGCGGAACACCUCCUUGGCGUUAUCCAUAUCGAAGGGAAGCCGAACUCUUUCACUCAGCGAAACCUAGUAGUUCUCCACCUACUCUGCAAUCAAAUUGGCAUAUCUCUAUCCAACGCCUUGCUAUUUCGUGAAGUCCGCAAAGUCAGUGCCACCAACGCAUCUAUGGUUGAAGCCCAGAAGCGCGCUCUCGCCCAGGCUCGUGAGGCGGAGCAAAAAGCAAAGGUAGCGGAAGCAGAAGCCAAGCAUAAUGUCAAGCUGAAGGAGGAUGCAGCGAAGGCCAAGUCGAUCUUCUUGGCCAAUAUAUCCCACGACCUACGCACACCCAUGAAUGGAGUUAUUGGCCUUUCCGAGCUACUGAAGGCCACCAAACUCGACAGAGAGCAGGAUGAAUAUGUCGAAUCUAUCCGCGUCUGCGCAGACACACUGCUCACCCUCAUCAACGACAUUUUGGAUUUCUCCAAGUUGGAAGCUGGGAAGAUGAAGAUUUCUACAGUGCCGUUAAAUAUUAAGGAGACAAUAUCAGAAGUUGUUCGUGCGCUUCGCUAUACGCACCGCGACCGGGGAUUGGAAACAAUCGAAGACCUUGAGAAGGUUCCCCCAGAGUUAGUGGUGCUUGGUGAUCCUGUUCGUCUGCACCAAAUAUUCAUGAACCUUCUCAGCAAUAGUUAUAAGUUCACGCCGAAAGGAUCAGUUACCGUCAGGGCUAGAGUUACGCGGGAAGGCAAGGGUCGUAUACGCCUUGAAUGUUCAGUGUCUGAUACCGGAAUUGGAAUUCCCGAGGAGCAGAAAUCGCGACUCUUCAGACCAUUCUCGCAAGCAGAUAGUUCUACGGCAAGAUCGUACGGUGGUAGUGGGCUUGGCUUGAGCAUCUGCAAAGCCAUCAUCGAAGACGUCCUGGGUGGCGCAAUUUGGCUUGAUUCGACCCCAGGGGUUGGUACCACAGUGACUUUCCAUUUAUCCUUUAAUAAGGUCAAAGAUGCCUCUGCAAAAGCAAAGAAGGCGGAAUUGGGCGGCAAGAAGAGCUCUCCCUCACCUACGGCUCGUGACUUGACGAUGAUUCCACGUGAUCAGAUUCGAGUCUGUAUCGCAGAGGAUAACCCAAUUAACCAGAAGAUUGCGGUGAAAUUUGUGAGUGGUCUUAACCUGCAAUGCGAAGCGUACAGUGAUGGGCGGCAAGCGGUAGAGGCUCUACGCGCACACUCACAGGAGGGAAAUCCAUUCCACGUGGUCUUGAUGGAUGUACAAAUGCCCACGCUGGACGGCUACAACGCAACUCGUGAAAUCCGACGAGACCCCGACCCCAACGUUAAUGAAGCACUCGUUAUCGCGAUGACAGCUAGUGCUAUUGAGGGUGAUCGUGAGAAGUGCCUCGAAGCUGGAAUGAACAAUUACCUCCCUAAGCCGGUUCGGUCAACAAUUUUAAGCGACAUGUUGGAUCAAUAUCUCGCACCGGUGCCAACAUUUACAAAAACACGCCUCGCAAUGCGGGACAGAGGGAGCAUCAGCCACGAUAAUGGGACGCCGAACAGUUCCUCCCCGUCGCCUGGCUCUGACAAUCAGGUAAUCCAACUUACUCCAGAUACAGACAAGCCAGCACAGCCGGAUCCAUCUGAGAUGAACUAG
This is a messenger RNA of Aspergillus alliaceus, 6990 nucleotides long. Its product is annotated as putative sensor histidine kinase/response regulator. Lineage: Eukaryota; Fungi; Ascomycota; Eurotiomycetes; Eurotiales; Aspergillaceae. Gene Ontology annotation, molecular function: phosphorelay sensor kinase activity; protein binding; ATP binding. The transcript has 6 exons. The record is from RefSeq and is a predicted model, not a curated record. Gene Ontology annotation, biological process: phosphorelay signal transduction system; protein autophosphorylation. The coding region runs from base 1 to 6990 and encodes 2329 amino acids.